AUGGCAGAUACUCAGCCUGCUCAGGAGGCGCCCGCCACCGACGCCCCCCGCGCGGAACGCAAUUUCGGCCGAGGCCGUGGCGGACGCGGUGGCCGUGGCCGUGGCCGCGGUGGCCCGGGUGAGGAGAAAGAGUGGGUCCCGUGCACCAAGCUGGGUCGCCUCGUGAAGGCGCAGAAGGUCACCUCUCUGGAAGAGAUCUUCCUCUUCUCGAUGCCCAUCAAGGAGCACCAGAUCGUCGACACCCUCAUCGCUGAGGGCCAGCUGCACGACGAGAUGAUGAAGAUCUACCCCGUGCAGAAGGCCACGUCGGCCGGCCAGCGCACCCGCUUCAAGGCAUUCAACGUCGUCGGCGACUGUGACGGCCACAUCGGCAUCGGUGCCCGCGUCGGCAAGGAGGUGUCGCUGGCGAUUCGCGCCUCAAUGAUUGCGGCCAAGCUCAACAUCGUGCCGGUGCGCCGCGGCUACUGGGGCAACAAAAUUGGUGAGCCACACACGAUUCCGAUGAAGGUGACAGGCAAGUGCGGUUCCGUCGCGGUCCGUCUCGUGCCCGCGCCCCGCGGUACCGGCAUUGUCGCGGCCCCCGUGCCCAAGAAGAUCCUCGAGUUUGCCGGUGUCGAGGACGUGUACACGAGCUCCCGUGGCAAAACCCGCACGCACGGCAACCUGAUCAUGGCCACGUUCUACGCCCUGCGCAAGACCUACGGCUUCCUCACGCCCGACCUCUGGGCGGACACGGAGCCCAGCCGCGAUCCGACCGACGAGCAUGCUGAGCUGCUUGCCGAGAUGACCACCGCCUAA
This is a messenger RNA of Leishmania major strain Friedlin, 798 nucleotides long. RefSeq names its product 40S ribosomal protein S2. Gene Ontology annotation, biological process: translation. NCBI's taxonomy places the organism in Eukaryota, Euglenozoa, Kinetoplastea, Trypanosomatida, Trypanosomatidae. The transcript has a single exon. The record is from RefSeq and is a predicted model, not a curated record. The coding region runs from base 1 to 798 and encodes 265 amino acids. Gene Ontology annotation, molecular function: RNA binding; structural constituent of ribosome. Gene Ontology annotation, cellular component: cytosolic small ribosomal subunit; ribosome.